Molecule: messenger RNA, 550 nt
Organism: Jaminaea rosea
Lineage: Eukaryota; Fungi; Basidiomycota; Exobasidiomycetes; Microstromatales
Exons: 1
Coding region: 39-431 (130 amino acids)
Source: RefSeq, a predicted model, not a curated record
CAUCAGAAGCUACUUCUACGCCUCCCUCGCCGCCUUCAAUGGCUCACUGGGCAACCGCCCUCACAGACUAUGCUCGCAGCAUUGACCCUUCGCGUCUACCUCCCGACGUCCUCGUCGCUUAUGAUGAUCGCACCCUCACCAUCUGCGAUAUGUAUCCCAAGGCGCAAUAUCACUAUCUCGUCCUGCCACGUAUCCCAUUCAGUCUGACUACAGAAGAGCAGGACGAGGUGGAGAGAACGCGCAAAGAGGAAGGGGAGAGAAAGGAGUUGUGGGGCAAGGUGGUCAGAAGACCAGAUGAGGGACCAUCUGCUGCGCCUCCAGAGGCCACAAAGGCUAAGCAACCACAACAGCAGCGUCUCAAUCUUGCCGGAGGGACAAUACGCAUCGCUCCAGCGGCGGACAAGCGAGAGUCUCAAGUCAGAUCCUCAUGAUCGUUAUCGUCGCCUUCGGCCUCACAAGAGAAGGGCGUCGUCUCCAUCUCCUCCUCAAGUGUCCCAAGCAAGCACCUCGCUUCUCUCUCGACUCUCCUUGCAAGUCCAUAUCGCAGCAU